Ilex paraguariensis (yerba mate) is the source of this 1085-nucleotide messenger RNA. NCBI's taxonomy places the organism in Eukaryota, Viridiplantae, Streptophyta, Magnoliopsida, Aquifoliales, Aquifoliaceae. The record is from the annotation of a GenBank genome assembly.
AAGGUACCAACCUAGCACUGAACCAGUACUUACCCCUCUUCAUCUUCUUCGUUUCUUUCCUCUUUCUCUCUCCCCCAGUCCUCAACCAUGGAGGCCACUCUCUUCACAUUCCCCACCUCAAAACCCCCACUAUCCUCCUCUCACACCCUCUCACUCAAAAACCACUUCAACAAUUCACUUCUAACCCAACCCAAUUUCAAUCUUUCCAUCCAUCACCACCGCAAACCACCACCCACUUCAAUCCGCGCCGCCAUAAGUCGGACAAAGAAAGAAGAAACCGUAGAAACCGUCAAACAACAACUCGAAGACUGCUACCUCUUAGCCGGCAUCAAAUACAAAGGCUUCACAGUCAAACAAUUCCAAGAACUAAGAACUUCACUCCCUGAAUCAACCAAGCUCAUUGUUGCCAAGAACACUUUAGUCCUUAAAGCCAUCGAAGGCACAAAAUGGGAAGCUCUGAAACCGUGCAUGAAGGGCAUGAACGCUUGGUUGUUUGUUCACAGUCAGGAAAUUCCCGCGGCGAUAAAACCGUAUCGGAGUUUUCAGAAGGAGAAGAAGUUGGAGGAAAAUGAUUUUUCUGGGGCGGUUUUUGAAGGGAAGUUUUAUGCUCCGGAGGAGUUUAAGGCUUUGGAAUCGAUGCCGACGAGGGCGGAGAUUUAUGCGAAGCUUUUGGGGUCUUUGAAGGGUCCGGCGUCGGCGGUGGUGGGGACACUUCAGGCUCCAGCCAGGGAUUUGGUGAUGGUGUUGAAGGCUUAUGUUAAAAAGUUGGAAGAGGAAGGUGGGAAAUAAUGGAUAGGAGGAGAUGUGCAGGAUUGGUAUGUAAGUUUAUUGCUUUGUUGUUUUUGAUUAAUGGAAUUUGAGGCUGUGGAAAUUGUAGAAUUUUGUAAGUUUUGUUGUUGAUAUGGAAUUUGAAUACAAUGCUUAUCAAAUGAAAAUGGCAUUAGUCUUUUACAUUGGAACUAACUGAAGAACCUUAUGAUUGUUAUCUAUCUGUUCUUGUCCUGGUAUUGUAUUGUGAUUAAUUGAAAACAUUGCAAGAUCGUUAUAGUUAUUAUUUGUCCAAUGUGCAAAUUAAACAAAGUUGU